Molecule: messenger RNA, 1714 nt
Organism: Oncorhynchus mykiss (rainbow trout)
Lineage: Eukaryota; Metazoa; Chordata; Actinopteri; Salmoniformes; Salmonidae
Source: RefSeq, a predicted model, not a curated record
GGAAAACCCCGCCCCCAGCAGUGGUGCUAAGGUGGAGGACUUCUGCUACCCUGUAGAGUGUCUGGCUCUAACAGUAGAAGAGGAGGACUUCUGCUACCCUGUAGAGUGUCUGGCUCUAACAGUAGAAGAGGUGAUGCACAUCAGACAGGUUCUGGUCAAAGCUGAGCUGGAGAAGUUCCAACAGUACAAAGACGUCUACAAUGAACUGAGGAAAGGAAAGUUGUGUUUCUCCUGUCGGACUAAAAGGUUCUCCUUCUUCAACCGGUCCUACACCUGCCAAUUCUGCAAAAGGCCUGUGUGCUCUCAGUGCUGUAAAAAGGAGAGACUUCCUCUGACUCUGUCCCGUUGUUUCCAGGAGAGACUUCCUCUGACUCUGUCCCGUUGUUUCCAGGAGAGACUUCCUCUGACUCUGUCCCGUUGUUUCCAGGAGAGACUUCCUCUGACUCUGUCCCGUUGUUUCCAGGAGAGACUUCCUCUGACUCUGUCCCGUUGUUUCCAGGAGAGACUUCCUCUGACUCUGUCCCGUUGUUUCCAGGAGAGACUUCCUCUGACUCUGUCCCGUUGUUUCCAGAAGAGACUUCCAUCUAAGCCGUAUGCCAACCUGUCCAUCUCCUCUCUGGGAUCUACUACCACCAUCCUACCCAGGGAGGAGGCUGGAGGGACAUCAGCCUUGGACACCCCAGAGAAGCCCUCGUCCAGCCAGCGCCUGCGCCGGACUGUCUCCAGGUUAUCCAAACGCAAAAUUGAGCGUUCUAGUGACGAGCUGGAUCUUCCCAAGGAGCUGACAGAGGAUUGGUGUACCAUGGAGGUCUGCAUCGACUGUAAGAUGUUCAUCUCUGAGAUCAUCUCCAGCAGCAAGCGCUCUCUGGCCACCAAGCGAGCCCAUCUGAAGAGGAAAACCCAGUCCUUCUACAUAUCUUCAGCUAACACAGACUACUGCAGACCCUCUGAGAGGAACGUCAACGAGGUUUAACUUUAGGGUCAGACCUCUCUCUGGCCACUCCUUGGGGGCGUCUCAAAUCCAAAUUGUAUUUGUCACGUGCUUCUAAAACAGCAGUGAAAUGCUUCUAUUUCAUGAAAAACUUCUCCAUAUAGGGCAGCACUUUGACCAGAGCUCAAAGGAACCAGGCUGUUUGUUGGCCAUCUAGCUGUGUGAUGUAUUUAUCAUGACUCUGCUCACCCUGGCUGACACUCUAUGGACUCUGGUCUAAAGUAGUGCACUGAAUAGGGAAUAGGAUAGGUACCCUUUUGAGACAGUCAUACUCUCUCAGCUCUUGGCUGCUCAUCACUGUGUUAUAAUGAUAUAAGUGACCGUUGUAGAAGAUGUUCAGUGUGUUAGUAUAUACUACCUACCUGAAUGGAUGAUUCUAGACAUUUGUUGAAUAGACAGCAUGGGUGGGUUCUCUUCCCCUAACCCCUAGUGUCAGGAACGAUUGGGUUAGUGUACAGCUGUGGGCGGACGACUAGCUAGCCGUUGACAGAAACCAAUUCACAGUAUAGUAGUCCAUUAAUAAAGUGUCUACCACAGUAUAGAUGCGCUAUUAGAAUAUUUAACCAUUUCCUAUUCUCUCACGUUCUGUGAUUAACCCAUAUAUACUGAACAAACGCAACAUGCAACACUUUCAAAGAGUUUACUGAGUUGCAGUUCAGGAAAUCAGUCAAUUGAAAUAAAUUCAUUAGGCCCUCAUCAAUGGAUUUUACAUGACUGGGCAGG